Drosophila eugracilis is the source of this 843-nucleotide messenger RNA. RefSeq lists its product as uncharacterized. Lineage: Eukaryota; Metazoa; Arthropoda; Insecta; Diptera; Drosophilidae. The transcript has 3 exons. The record is from RefSeq and is a predicted model, not a curated record. Bases 1 to 843 code for a protein of 280 amino acids.
AUGUCCUUCUCGCCACUGCUCGUAUCACUUGCGGGAAGCGACUCCGGUACGGUGUCAUCGGGUGCUCUGGACACCGAGGCAUUGCUCAAGCGUUUCGGUGAGGGUGGAGGCCGUUUCCGGACCGUUCUUUUAAUAUCGGAGGGGGACCUCUGGUGCGAAGCCUUCUUUCAGAAGACACAUAUUCGGCUAUCGGAUGGCCGGUACGUGGUACGGUUGCCCUUCAAAACUUACAUGGAUCCAACUAUGUUUCUGGAAAGAUCGCAUCAGAUGGCGCUGAAUAGGUUCUUGCAGUUGGAACGGCGUCUGUCCAGCACUCCGGAGCGGUGGAUCAAAUAUAGCGAGGAGAUCGAGGAGUACCUUGCCCUCAAGCAGAUAGCGCCGUCGGUGGGCAGUGAAAGCAGUUUGCUGAUGCGUACUUCGACGGGUAGGCAUGUGGCUUCCUGCGUGCUGCCGCAUCAUGCGGUCUUUAAGAAGGAGCCGCAGUCCCUUAAGCAAAGAAUCGUUUUUGACGCCUCCGCAAGGACUAGCAACGGAAGAUCUCUAAACGACGUGUUGUGGACUGGGCCUGCCCUUCAGAACAACAUGUCGCACGCCAUACUGAAUUGGCGGAAAUAUCGUUUCGUUUUUACAGCGGAUACCCAGAAGAUGUAUUGUUGUAAAGAUGUUCAUCCGGAAGACGCCCAAUACCAGCGGACUUUAUGGCGGGCGAUGGAUGAGUCCAUCAGCGUUUUCGCGUUGUCAACGUCAACCUUUGCGAACGCAGACGACCUAGAGGUGCUCACGCAGGCUCAUUUCUUGAUUGGUGUUCAGACGAACACGACUAUGUUUAUAUUAGACAUGUAA